Molecule: messenger RNA, 912 nt
Organism: Wyeomyia smithii (pitcher-plant mosquito)
Lineage: Eukaryota; Metazoa; Arthropoda; Insecta; Diptera; Culicidae
Product: piercer of microtubule wall 1 protein
Exons: 4
Coding region: 601-912 (103 amino acids)
Biological process (GO): axoneme assembly
Cellular component (GO): axonemal microtubule
Source: RefSeq, a predicted model, not a curated record
GAGGACUAUGUAUAAGAAACAACUUUUUACAAAAACUAUGGCUUUAAACCGCAAACCAAAAUCGCAACGAAAAGCUCAUGUCCGCCUAAAUUGCCUUACUGUACCACUGUGCAAUGAGUUUAGUUACCUUUUUCACCACAAGAGGGGGUGUUCCCUGUCUGUCUUCACGGAAAUAUAUGGGAAAUUCGAGAGUGAACUAUAUUGUUAUGUUAAGAUAUUUGAUAUAACGCAUUUCGCAUCUAAAUGUUGCGAAAAUUUGUGUACAGCUGUAGUUUAUGAAUAAAAUCUUUUGUCAGCCUUUUUAUGAUGGUUGGUUCUGCAUUUUGGCAUACCGGUACACCAUGUCUACAUCAUAAUUUAACCUAUCACCAGUCCCAUCAUGUGUUUGGGCUCAAGUAAACAUAAGUUGUCUUCUUCUAAUAUAAAGUUUGUAUCAAUGAUACCGGGAGACCUCAUGAUUAUUUGUAACUCAUGGAUACGAUAUAGGUUGCCAUGCAGGCCGGCCUUUUGUUUAUAUUAAUGUAAAAUACUCUCCAUUUCACCAAUUGAACAUAUAUUUAUCAAGUAGUGAAUUCCUGUAACAAAUUUGAAUGAGAGCAAAUGGAUAGCGAAAGUAAAAAAAACACCAAUCAUGAUAUAAGCACAGUUAGCAUGAAUAACGAUUUAAGAAUUUCCACUAGAUUCGAAACUCCAUAUCUCUUCCAAGGUUACGGAAACCAGAGAGAAAAUCAAAACCCGAUUUACAGAACAUCGAAUUCCGAUUAUGGAUAUUUUACUCCAUGCCCACACACAGUUCCACAUAAAUAUUUUCCAAAAUCUAACAAAUUCACAAGUCAUCUUCGUCAAUGCGGAAUGUUCCGGAAUUUCUCAUUAAAUAAAACCGUGGAUCGUAGUUAUUGUGAUUUACAAUAA